AUGGGCUCUAGCUCACACUUUACUUCAAUCAAAAGCUGCUCCAUAGAUGAGCAGAACCAUAAACCUGUCAACGAUGUUACAGACCUAAAAUGGCAAACCAUUGGAAGCGAGAAAUCCGCUGACGGAAUGAAGCACACAAUUCCUUUGCUAAAUCCUAGUCACCUCCUGAAAAAGGGGGCCGACACGACAGUUGAAACACAAACGCUGUAUUUCGCCGAUCUCAUCAGCGGCAAUUGCGGCUUCGUCCAGCUCCUAUACUCUAACGUUUUGGACAACUUGUACAAAAGUGUCCAGCUCAAUUUGAAGCUUUUCAGCUGCCAAAAUGAAGACAAGAAAUCCGAUUUGUGGGAAACUUUUAAAAUCGAGCAUAUUUCGCGUUUUACAGAAUAUCGAGUUGAGUCCGAGCACUUUGUAUAUGAGCUGACGCCUACUGACAACGAGCACGAGGGAUUUGGAAAGCUGGUACUUGUUGCUAAGAGCCUCAGGUCUCAUUCUGGAAAAUUGUUUGACAUUGAUUUGAGCGCGUCGUUUAGAAACGGUUUUAAGGUUGAUCCAGAUGGCUCGAGCGUAUACCUUGACAAGCACAAGAAGAGUCGCAAAAUAAUGCGGCACGUGUUCGUUCCCAAGAGCACCUUUUCCGGCUCUUUCAAGACUGAACAAGGGAAUUCUCCGGCACAAUGCGUGUUCGACGCAGUGCCAAGCCUUUUCAUUGAGGCUGUGCAGGGUCUUAGCCCCAACAAGGCGGCUAGCCGUUGGAACUUCGCGUGCUUUCUUAGCAGAGAACUUGGUUUUGUGUGCAUGGAGUUCACUACGACUGCCAACUACGGAAAAACAACGGUAACCGUAAGCGGACUCGGUAGCCAUGAAGGAGUGACCGCAGUGUAUGCGUCAAGCGAUCCGGAUCCUGAAAGUCACGUUGUACAUCUCACUUCAAUUAGGGAUAAUGACAGCAACUGGGAAUACCCAAGCGCCAUCAAGGUUCCAGUUGAGGGUUCCUCGCAGUGCCUUGAGAUUGACUCGCUGCGGUUGGUCAACCGGUAUGAUAUCCUUAGUGAACUUCCAGGUGUUGUUAGAAAGAUAGUUCAGAGCAUUGCUGGUAUCAAGCCGUACCUCUACCAGUACUGUCAAAGAGCGUCUUUUCGCGGCCAAGAAGGAGUCGCAAUUGUAGAGAGCACCUUCAUUACGACCCAUGACUGA
This is a messenger RNA of Lachancea thermotolerans CBS 6340, 1197 nucleotides long. Its product is annotated as survival factor 1 family protein. Gene Ontology annotation, biological process: response to oxidative stress. Gene Ontology annotation, cellular component: cytoplasm. Lineage: Eukaryota; Fungi; Ascomycota; Saccharomycetes; Saccharomycetales; Saccharomycetaceae. The transcript has a single exon. Bases 1 to 1197 code for a protein of 398 amino acids. The record is from RefSeq and is a predicted model, not a curated record.